Molecule: messenger RNA, 806 nt
Organism: Telopea speciosissima
Lineage: Eukaryota; Viridiplantae; Streptophyta; Magnoliopsida; Proteales; Proteaceae
Exons: 2
Coding region: 24-695 (223 amino acids)
Molecular function (GO): hydrolase activity
Source: RefSeq, a predicted model, not a curated record
ACAGAAGCAAAGACAUAGACAUAAUGACGACGAGUUGUACUGUGGAAUCCUGUACAGUUGAAACCAGCGACGGCGUGAAGCUUCACACGCGAAUCUUCAAACCCAUACGAGAGUCCGAGGAUAAUUUGGUAAUUGUUCUCGUUCAUCCCUACUCAGUCUUGGGUGGUUGUCAAGCGUUGUUGAGAGGAAUCGGAACUGGGUUAGCAGAGAGAUGUUACAGAGCUGUUACCUUCGACAUGCGAGGGGCGGGUAAAUCCACCGGGAGAGCUUCUCUCACGGGUUCUUCCGAAAUCCGUGAUGUUAUCGCUAUUUGCAAUUGGGUUUGUGAAAACAUGUCCACUGAUAGGAUUUUGUUGGUGGGUUCUUCUGCAGGUGCUCCAAUUUCGGGAUCUGCAGUUGAUCAAGUACAAGAAGUCGUGGGCUAUGUGAGUCUGGGUUACCCCUUUGGUAUGCUUUCUUCAAUCCUCUUCGGGAGACACUACAAAACCAUUUUACAGUCCCCAAAACCAAAACUCUUUGUUAUGGGAACCAGCGAUGGGUUUACAAGUGUCAAACAGCUAGAGAAUAAGCUGAAAUCUGCAGCUGGACGAGUUGAAACCCAUCUACUUGAAGGAGUAGGACACUUUCAGAUGGAAGGCCCCAGUUACGAUUCUCAGAUGGUGGAUCUGAUUCUUCAGUUCAUUACAUCCUUGUGAUACCAGUUGGCAGUUGCAGAACACACAUCGUAGCAGAUGGUUACAGAAUAUAGGAUUUAGUGUGUAGACGAUUUCUGGGUUAGGUUUAGAAAAUGAGAUUCAUCUGUGCCC